UCAUGAAGUAACAGCUGUAUAUGUGUGGGUGAGUUCAGGUUCCAACCCUUACUGAUACAGUACACAAGUGCUGUAUAUAUUCAGCUGUAGAGGCAUAUAGAUCAUCACUUCACUCUCCUUUAGGAAGCACUGGAGUCAUCACAGCUGGGAAACAUUAAGUUCAAUCAUGGCUUCAUUGGGUAUAGCCCUGCUGAUUAUGGCCCUAUCAGGACCCACCCUGGCCUUUGUCCCCAUCGGGGGUGGAGGAUCCACUCAUGUCAGCAUUACAGGAACAGCUGUAUUGCAGAAAGUGGAGGAAGCAUGCCGGGUGGUGGUCGAGGCAGCAGGUCAUGAGUUCAAACCUACGGGCACCUCUCCUGAACAACUGGUCCAGGCCUGCCUUGGUCCCACAGCUGCAGGAGAGGUGUCUGGUAGCAAGUUUCGCUCUGCCCUUCAAGAAAUCUAUUUCCAGAACGGAAUGGUCGACCGUGACUUUGCCAACAGUGCUCCACAUCACUUCAACUCUGAGGCCUUCUUGGAGGGACGUGCCCUAAUCACAGAGGGCACGGUAGCCAUUAAGGCUAAUAUUCGCAAUGAGAACUUCCAAGCUGCCAGGGAAACACUGGGUAGAGUUCUUCAUACACUGCAGGACUUCUACAGCCACAGUAACUGGGUGGAACUGGGCUACACUGAGCCAUACGACAACCUCAUAAUACCAAGUCUGCCUCUGGAAAACCUAGCAGAUAAGGACACUGCCACCUGCUAUGACUGUGAAACUGGAGCAUGCCCUAAUCCAAUCCUUGCCAACAUCCUGGAAGAGAAGAAACUCACAUCUGGUUACAUGGGAAUCUUCUCUGCUUCCAAGCCAAAGGGUAAAUGUAGCCACGGAGGUGCAGAUGAUCUCACUAGCACAGUAGCUCCCCGAGGAGGCAUCAACAAAGAUGAACGUCGCUCUGACCUCCACAACGCUGCUGUGAAUGCAGCCACAGCUGCCAGCCUCCAGCUUCUGGAGGACAUCCGCUUAGCUGCAGGCGACAAUGGCUUUCUUAGAAUGAUGGGGAUUGCCCGCUCAUCUGUCCUAUGCUUUGUGAUUGACACCACCGGCAGUAUGUCAGACGACAUUGAGGAAGCCAGAAAUGUUGCUUACGAAAUCAUUGACAGCAAAAAAGGAACACAGGAUGAGCCCUCUGAGUACAUCCUGGUACCAUUCAACGACCCCAAUUUUGGACCAUUGAUCAGGACAACAAACCCUGAUAAAAUGAAAAGUGAAAUUUCCAAGCUCACAGCAAAGGGUGGUGGUGAUGCCCCUGAGAUGUGCCUGUCAGGACUUCAGGUAGCUCUCACUGGUGCUCCUUCCUCGUCCCAUAUCUAUGUUUUCACUGAUGCCACAGCCAAAGAUAUCGCCCUCAAGGACACUAUUGUUGCUCUCAUCAGGAGCACGAAGUCAACGGUUUCAUUCUUCAUGACUGCGACUAGCAGGAGACGUCGUCGUUCUGUCAGAGCAGCUUCCUUUGAGGACUACAAGGAGUUGGCUCUGGCCUCAGGUGGACAGGCCAUCCAGGUAUCCAAGAAACAGCUGCCACAGGCUACAGACGUUAUCCUUGACACCUCGACUUCAGCUCUGGUGACCGUUCUCCAGCGAGCAAGAAACCCUGGGAAGCAGGAGACGUUCCCCUUCAGGUUGGAUGAGUCGCUUAAAAAUGUCACCAUCUACAUCACAGGGACAUCCAUAACUUUCACGCUGACUGACCCCACCGGUGUGAGCCAAAGUCACAGUGAGGCCACUGGUAAACUGGGCUCCAUUCAGACAGUUGGAAACCUGAGAAGAAUUCGUUUCAACCCCGAAAAAAACACAGGAACGUGGAAGAUCAAUAUUAACUCUGUACAACCAUACACACUCAAAGUCACAGGCCAGAGUACUGUUACCUUCAUCUAUGACUUCGUGGAACGCUUUGGGGGACCCCACCCAGGUUAUGCAGUACUUAGUGGGCGCCCAAGUGCAGGCCAGCCUGCCACCCUGAUGCUCUCAGUAAUGGGCAGGAAAGGUCCAUCCUCGAUUACAGUUGAAGAUAUCGGCCUAGUCAAAGUGUCUGGUCUAGAGGCUGUUACCAGUGGCAAUAUGAACGACAUGGGCAAUGGAGAAAUCCUGGUGACUGUUGAUAAAGUACCUGAGGGGGAGUUUGUGGUGCUUCUGAAAGGAACUGAUAAAGAAUCGAACAGUGAAUUUCAGAGGCAGUCAACCACCCAGAUGUCAGUCUCCAAAGUGAAUAUCAAGGCUGCAGUGGACAGCAGUGCAGAGCCAGGGAAACCCCUCACACUCUCCUUCAGUGUGAUGACCCAAGGUGCUGGCGAUGUGUACUCCGUCAGCGCCAGAAAUGACAGAAACUACCCCAUGACCUACCCACGCAGCCUCGCCUUGACAACAAAUGAAUAUGCUAAUGCUACGUUGAGCAUAACACCACCUACCAACACACCAUCAGGCACUGACGUCACUCUGACCAUUGAAACCAAGCCAUCCACGGGUCUUGAGUCCAAUUACGUUGUUCUUAGAUUAUCUGUUGUUACCAAGAUUACAGAUUUCAUUCAGCCCCUGUGUAAAGUAACCAGUGUGGUGGCUGAUGACUGCCCUCAUGAUGAGUCCCAGUGUGGAUCUUUCUACUGGCAGCUCUCGGCUAACCUUACAGAUGGAAACGGCACCGGGAUAGAAACACUUUUUCUGCAUCAGGGUAGUGGAAAUCUCUCACACACAGUGCUGACCGCUCCCACCGUUGAGGCAAACUACAACGCUUCCUGCUGCUCACAGAUUGCUGAGCUUGUAGCUGUAGAUAAAGUCGGCAAUGUGGGCAAGUGUUAUCAUUCAAUUGUUCGUUCUGGGGGUCCUCCUGCUGUGACACUGCCGCUGCCCCUGUGGUUGUGUCUGCUUGUAUCUGUCUUUAUUGUCAGGUCUUGAAGUCUGCACUGUGCAUUAAAGUAAAUAAUAAACCAUGUACCUGAGCUUUGGAGUGUUGAGAUACCCUGCUUAAAUAAAUUGUCAAGAAAUUGUUGAUGAAUGUCUGCUGCAGUCGCCUGAAAUGAAAUGAAAUGUCAGUUGUCUUGAAUGAAUAUAAAUAAAAAGUCAUGUCUGGAAAAAAAA
This is a messenger RNA of Mugil cephalus (flathead mullet), 3112 nucleotides long. Its product is annotated as von Willebrand factor A domain-containing protein 7-like. The transcript is spliced from 18 exons. Bases 167 to 2929 code for a protein of 920 amino acids. The record is from RefSeq and is a predicted model, not a curated record. NCBI's taxonomy places the organism in Eukaryota, Metazoa, Chordata, Actinopteri, Mugiliformes, Mugilidae.